Molecule: messenger RNA, 2398 nt
Organism: Vicugna pacos (alpaca)
Lineage: Eukaryota; Metazoa; Chordata; Mammalia; Artiodactyla; Camelidae
Source: RefSeq, a predicted model, not a curated record
GGACUCGAAUAUGUCGGGGAUCGCCCUUAGCAGACUCGCCCAGGAGAGGAAAGCUUGGAGGAAAGACCAUCCGUUUGGUUUUGUGGCUGUCCCAACAAAAAAUCCCGACGGCACAAUGAACCUCAUGAACUGGGAGUGCGCCAUUCCUGGGAAGAAGGGGACUCCGUGGGAAGGAGGCUUGUUUAAACUGCGGAUGCUUUUCAAAGACGAUUAUCCAUCUUCACCACCGAAAUGCAAGUUUGAACCACCAUUAUUUCACCCAAAUGUGUACCCUUCGGGCACAGUGUGCCUGUCCAUCCUGGAGGAAGACAAGGACUGGAGGCCGGCCAUCACGAUUAAGCAGAUCUUAUUAGGAAUACAGGAACUUCUAAAUGAACCAAAUAUACAGGAUCCAGCUCAAGCAGAGGCCUACACGAUCUACUGCCAAAACAGAGUGGAAUACGAGAAAAGGGUUCGAGCACAAGCCAAGAAGUUUGCUCCCUCAUAAGCAGCGACCUUGUGGCAGCAUAAAAAGGAAGGGAUUGGUUUGGCAAGAACUUGUUUACAACAUUUUUGCAAAUCUAACGUCGCUCUCUACAAUUGCUGGUCACCUGGGGAGGGUUGGGCGGGCGCCAUUUUCCAUUUCCGCCACUGGUACAGUCUCGACUCGCUGAAUCGCCCCGUUUUUCAUACAGGGUCUCUUCCUUCGGUCUUUUGUAUUUUUGAUUGUUAUGUAAAACUUGCUUUUAUUUUAAUAUUGAUGUCAGUAUUUCAACUGCUGUAAAAUUAUAAACUUUUAUACUUCGAUGAGUCCCGAGGAGCUAGUCCCCUUGCUCGCGGGUGCAGGCAUGCUUCACACCGUCUAGAGCCGCACUUAGCCCCAGCUGGCUGCACGAAACCGAAAAUCAGACCUGCCCCGCCCCCCCGCCGCCGCCGCCUCUCCCAGAGCCCGGGUUGUGUUGCUUACAGGCCUCAGAUCCACAGUCAGCCGGCGUUGCGUUUCCGCUUCACUUCGUGUUUAUAUGGCGUUUGUCUGUGUUGCUGUUUAGAGUAAAUAAACUGUUUAUAUAAAGGUUUUUGUUGCGUUAUCAUCAUUAACAGUGAGGAGGUGGCCUCUGUGUGCCCGGCCCCAGUGGCGCUCGUCCCCGUCUUCUGUAAAUAGUGCUGUGUAUUCUGUCCCCCCACCCCAGGGCUCUGGGUUUGUGGAGCACUAGAGAGAGUUCGAGUCUAGUGGGGUCGGAACUGGCGUCAAGACCCUUCCGGAGCUCGCACCACCUGGGCCGUCAGGAGGAUGAGAUGUCUGAACCCAGGCCCGGCGAACCCAGGGAGGACCGCUGUCCAAGCAGCUUACCCCCUUGAUGGCCAGCACAGGCGGCUGAGGGUGGCCGGGCCACAACGAUGGAGCCCAGCCUGCGGGUUAGGUGUGCAGCCUCCACCUGGCACCAGGCUGCCGCAAGCCCCCGCAUGUAGCAUCCUCCCCCCAGUGCUCGCAUAUCAGCCACCCGCCCACUGGGCGGUCUGUGGGUAACUCGGGCCACUAUCCCUCAUGCUCUUCGCACUUCUUGAAGUGUCUGAACCUGGUCUGACUGUCCUCGGCAGGCACCUUGGAAUCUGAGCCCGCUGCAGAGCGUCUUCGUCCAGAAGCGGGCUCAGCAGGAGGGGCUGAAGGUGGGGGCCGGUCUCAGGGGUCCCUGUGAGCACAGUGUUGACCGAGCCCCAGCUGGCCUCGCCCUCGCUGUCAGAACCCAGUGCCUGUGGCUUCAACCCACAGACCAAGGGGGCUGAGUGAUCCCCAUGGGAGCUCGAGGAGGGCCCAUCAACUGGGCCCCAGGUCAGGAAGGGCUGAAGCUCACCCCAGGAAACACGCGGCCUGGCGGCAGGAUGGCGGUGGAAGUUGAAGAGUCUGAGGGCUCCUGAGCCCACAGCACGUGCAGCUCUGAGGCCCCAGUGCCUUGCUCUCUCACUGAGCUGCACAUUCGUCGGGCUGCUGAGCCCCAAUUCGAUGUCCAUGAUGUGUUUGACGCAAGGGGCCUGGGGGGAUCCAGCGGGUUGUGUAUUUGUAGCCUCUUCCAGAACGUCUUAUUUUGUAAUGACCGAACUACUCUUAGUAAUAGUUACACCUGUAUAUGGUUAAUAUAUAUGGAAAUAUAUUUUCUAGUUAAAGCAUUCUGAAGUAAUCAAUGUUUCUAGUAAAUUGUCAUGACUUCGGCUAACGAAAUGUCCUUUUUGUGCCACAGUCCUUGGCUUAACAAAGAUGUGACUCUUGUAACAUGAGAACUCUGACUUGUGACCAUCCUGUUUCUACUGUGAGGGAAGAGAGUGUGUUCCCAGCAUGAGGCGCCUAAUAAUUAGUAAGGAAUUGUGGGCAAUAGAUGAACCACUGUAUCUAAAAAUCCUCUAAUUAAAACAUUUCCACUAA